Molecule: messenger RNA, 2536 nt
Organism: Pongo pygmaeus (Bornean orangutan)
Lineage: Eukaryota; Metazoa; Chordata; Mammalia; Primates; Hominidae
Gene: CISD2
Product: CDGSH iron sulfur domain 2
Exons: 2
Coding region: 31-483 (150 amino acids)
Biological process (GO): regulation of autophagy; autophagy of mitochondrion
Cellular component (GO): intracellular membrane-bounded organelle; mitochondrial outer membrane
Molecular function (GO): 2 iron, 2 sulfur cluster binding
Source: RefSeq, a predicted model, not a curated record
UCGGGAGAGGAGUGGACGCCGCUGGCCAGGAUGGUGCUGGAGAGCGUGGCCCGCAUCGUGAAGGUGCAGCUCCCCGCAUAUCUGAAACGGCUCCCAGUCCCUGAAAGCAUUACCGGGUUCGCUAAGCUCACAGUUUCAGAAUGGCUUCGGUUAUUGCCUUUCCUUGGUGUACUCGCACUUCUUGGCUACCUUGCAGUUCGUCCGUUCCUCCCAAAGAAGAAACAACAGAAGGAUAGCUUGAUUAAUCUUAAAAUACAAAAGGAAAAUCCGAAAGUAGUGAAUGAAAUAAACAUUGAAGAUUUGUGUCUUACUAAAGCAGCUUAUUGUAGGUGUUGGCGUUCUAAAACGGUAAGAUGUCUGUUUACAUGUACACUAAAAUUUUGCAGUGCUAGGAUUGUUUCGCCUCUUAAAUCCCCAGUUUUGAAGUUCUUUAAGAUGAGAGAAUUUUCUGUAAUAUUUGGUAUUGAAAGACCAUAUUCCUAAAUUGAAGUUUUCAUGUCAUGAUAGAUAACUACCUACAUUAGAAAAGUUGGAGCAGCAAAGAAGAAUAAAAAUCUCAUGCCUUCGCAAUGUUCGGCAUUUAUGUAGAGUAACAUGUAUUUUAAAAUACACAUUCUUUGAGAGAGUACAUAAGGUUUAAUGGAAAAAAGCUUUGGUGUCAUAGUAAAUAGUGGUCAAAUAUACUUGUCACAGUAUGAGUUUGGUUGGACAAGUUACUUAAUUUUUAAUCUCUAAUCUUCAGGGUUUGUUUGUUUUAACCUGAUACAUCCACAUUACAUAUUUUUGAGAAGUGAGAUGAUAUAUGUAAACUGCUUUAAUAAUAUGAGGUAGUAAAUGAUAGCCUGAAUUAUAGAUGAUUUUUAAUGUGGGAAGGAGUUUGGAGUGAUAAGUACUAUAAGUAGUUGACAAAAUCUGUUUUCUUGUACUUGAUCAUAGAUUAUUUGAGGUUUUUAGUACAGUAUUGCUCAUCACAACAUCCUUUGUAAUAGCAAAAUUUUUAUAAACUAAAUAUCUGAUAAAAAGGGAAUGAUCAUGUUUUUAAAGGAUAUAUAAUGACAUGAGAUCCUGAUAUAAGUAAGAAAGCAUAUUACAGUAUGAUCCCGAUUUUGUUUAAAAAACGAAUACACGCAGGCCAGGCGCGGUGGCUCACGCCUGUAAUCCCAGCACUUUGGGAGGCCGAGGCAGGCGGAUCACGAGGUCUGGGGUUCGAGAACAGCCUGACCAACAUGGUGAAACCGCGUCUCUAGUAAAAAAUACAAAAAAAAAUUAGCCAGGCAUCUGUAAUCCCAGCUACUCAGGAGGCUGAGGCAGGAGAAUCACUUGAACCCAGGAGGCAGAGGUUGCAGUGAGCCAAGAUCACGCCACUGCACUCCAGCCUGGGUGACAAGGCGAGACUCUGUCUCACAAAAAAAAGAAAAAAAGAAUACACACAGUAAAUGCAUAGGAAAAAAUAUACCAAACUGUUAAUUAUUAUUACCUAUAUCUGGAUGGGUUAUGAGUGAAUUUUUAAAAAUUUAUUUUUAUUUAUUCUUUAUUUAUUUUUGCGGGGGACAGAGUCUUGCUCUGUCACUCAGGCUGGAGUGCGAUGGCAUGAUCUCAGCUCACUGCAACCUCCACCUCCUGGGUUCAAGGAAUUCUCCCACCUCAGCCUCCCAAGUACCCGAGACACAGGCGUAUGCCACCACACCCAGCUAACUUUUGUAUUUUUAGUUAGAGAUGGGGUUUUGCCAUGUUGGCCAGAAUAGUCUUGAACUCCUGAUGUCAAGUGAUUUGUCCACCUCUGCCUCUGAAAGUGUUGGGAUUACAGGCGUAAGCUACCGCACCCAGCCUAAAAUAUAUUUUUGUUUUCAAAAAUUGUGUGGUAUGCAUGAGUUUUAUAGCAAGAAAAAAUUAUAAUUUAUUUUGAAUUAAAUUCCAUUGUUUUAAAAUUAAGCAAUAGGUGAGCUCGAAUUUCAAGCUCCACAAAUGACCAAGAACUUAUUUGAUUCCCUUUUAAACCUGUUGUCUAUUUUAAUCACUCAUAUGGAAUCAUUCAUAGGUUUUUAUGUAAAAUCUAAACCAAAUAAUGAAGUAACUGUUUAAAUUGUUAGAUUUUGAAUAUGGUUCAGUUGGAUGUAGAAUGUAACUAUUACUCACGAAAACGAUCUGAUUUUUUUUAGCAAGUGAUAUGCUUUCUUUCUGAGAGCAUUUCACAAAUGUUUCUACCUAAUGAAUCAUAUUUUAAAAAUAACACUUGUAAUUCUUUUUUCUUUUUAGUUUCCUGCCUGCGAUGGUUCACAUAAUAAACACAAUGAAUUGACAGGAGAUAAUGUGGGUCCACUAAUACUGAAGAAGAAAGAAGUAUAAUAAUAAUAAUAAUAUUAUAACAAUAUUUUCUCAUUCUUUGUGUAUAGAAAAUUUUAAAAUGGUGGUCUUAAUUAUUACUACUGGUUGAACAAUUAUUUCUUCCAAUUUAUUUUCUUCCUGCACUACUGUUUGUAUUUGAUCCUUUGUCUAUUCAGUCACUUAAUUAAAAAUUAAAUUGUCAAGCCUCUUA